AUGGAUUCUCUGAUUCUCCUCGUAUCAAACCUUCACUGCCCUUCGUGUGUCUCCCAUGUUCAAGACGUUCUGUCUCACUUGCCCGGAAUUGAAUCGGCCAGCGAAGUUUCCCUGAUCACGCAAACCAUACGAGUCGUGCACGACAAUACGGUCAUCAGUCCUCACGAGAUCAUUGAGGCUUUAGUCAAAUCUGCUCUCGAGAUAAAACACGUCGUACACUUGAACAGCCAGGGGCAUCAAGUUGCUGAUUACGAUGUUUCGGACGCCAAUACCCUUACCACAGGCGGAGAACGACCCCAGAAGAGUCACAUAGACAGCUGUGAAGCCUGCCAGAAAGUAUGGCAGGGCAAAGAUUUCUCUGUAAACGCUACUAGCUCCACCGCCACUGUCACCAAAGUCGACGUCAACCCGAACAUUAUCAACAUACAGGACCCAUCCCAGGAUGAUAGAUAUAACGCAUCUAUCUCUAUCGAAGGAAUGAGUUGUGGAAGCUGCACAGGCAAGGUUAUGAGGUCAUUGGAUAGGCUUCCUUUCGUCUCGAAAGCGAGCGUCGACUUACUAUCCCACAUGGGCGUCGUCGAGUACUUCGAACGCCAAAAUCUGGAUAUAAUACUGCAUCAAAUCGAAGCCCUGGGAUACAAAGCAACACCUAUACAGGUGAUCGAGCCGAAGCCAAAGCCCAAACGGGAUGUUACCUAUGUGGCGUCACUUUCUAUCGAGGGAAUGAGUUGCGGAAGCUGUACAGGCAAGAUCAGAAAGGGGCUGGAAGACCUGAAUUUUGUCACCGAGAUCGAGGUCGACCUUUUGAACAACAGUGGGUCAGUGUCGUUCACAGGAGACGAGAGCAACGUUAGCAAAGUACUGCAGAAAGUCAGCGACAUCGGCUACAAAGCAACGCUAGUCGAAUUAACCCGACCCGCGGCCCUGGUUGCACCGGAAGAGAGGGUGAUUGACUUUUCGAUUCAGGGAAUGCACUGCGAACAGUGUCCCGAGCGGAUCGUAGAUGCUUUGAAUGAGUCGUACCGCGGCAAGGACCUUCCCCGUUUCAGAAUCACGAGGAACCCAACAAUGAAGGAACCGCAUUUGCAGAUAACGUACACGCCAUCGUUGCCAGAAGGCCUGUCACUCCGCCGAUUCAUCUCCAUUGUCGAAGCCAUCGACCAAGCAUUCUCAGUCCAUGUCAAACAUCCACCCACCAUCGAAGAAAGAUCGCGACGGAUUCAGCGCCAGGAACUGCAGGCUAUAGUAGUGCGCAUGAUUUUCGUGGGUAUUGUCACCAUACCUUCGCUGAUCCUGGGCGUUGUCUACAUGUCCUUGGUUCCGAAACAUAACCCCACUAGGAUGUGGUUUGAGGAGCCUAUCUGGGUGGGUAGUGCAAUGCGGAUAGAUUGGGCGUUGUUCAUCAUGACUACGCCUGUCAUGUUUUUCGGGACGGAUAUAUUCCAUCGACGAGCGUUCAAAGAGAUUUGGGCUAUGUGGAAACCUGGAAGCACCGUUCCGCUCCUUCGCCGAUUCUACCGCUUCGGGAGCAUGAACCUGCUUAUUAGUGUCGGCACGAGCGUCGCCUACGUCUCUUCGCUUGCAGUUCUUGCCAUGAAUGCUGCACGUAAAAGUAGAGAGGAUGGCUCCAUGAGAAUGUCUUCCUCUUACUUUGAUGUCGUCACAUUCUUGACAUUCUUUAUACUGAUUGGCCGAUUCCUGGAAGCUUAUAGCAAGGCAAAAACUGGGGAUACAGUUGCAAGGCUCGCUAAGCUCCGACCGAACGAGGCGCUCCUCGUUGAGGAAGAUCAAUCCAUCACCAAAAUUCCCGUUGAUCAGCUAGAGCUCGGUGACGUUGUUCAGGUUCCUCAAGGUCAUUCGCCACCAGCAGAUGGCCUGGUCAAGCAAGAAGGUUCCUUCUCCUUCGACGAAAGCUCACUUACAGGCGAGUCGAAACCAGUGCGAAAGGCCAAAGGGGACGUUGUUUUCACAGGUACCGUCAACGUAGCCGACCCAGUCGAGAUCGUAGUUACCGGCCUCGGUGGCACUUCAAUGCUUGACCAGAUUAUUGAGGCCGUUAGAAGAGGUCAGGCUAAGCGUGCUCCUAUCGAACGAAUCGCGGACGUUCUUACUGGUUACUUUGUACCUGUUGUCACAUUGCUUGCAAUCGUGACGUGGGUUACUUGGCUGGGCCUUGGUGUCUCUGGUCGGUUGCCUGACGCCUGGCUCGAUGUGCCGGAAGGUGGUUGGCCAUUCUGGUCUCUGGAAUUCGCAAUCGCCGUGUUUGUAGUGGCAUGCCCAUGUGGUAUUGGCCUCGCUGCCCCUACAGCCUUGUUUGUCGGCGGCGGACUUGCUGCGAAGAAAGGAGUCUUGGUUCAGGGGGGAGGGCAGGCGUUUCAAGAAGCAUCAAACUUGGAUGUCAUCGUCUUCGACAAAACCGGAACACUUACUCAAGGCCAGAUGAAAGUAACCGACUUCGAUCAGCUCCAAGAAGAUAUUCCCCAAGACCGACUCUUCCUUAUGGCGAUGGCUAUGGAGGGCUUGUCAAGUCAUCCAAUUGCACAGGCUAUUGUUACGUAUUGUGGUUCAAAAUUGAAUCAAAUGGCGAUGACAGACGUUCAAGAGCUACCAGGUUAUGGUAUGACAGGAAAAUUCACGUUUAGCGAGAACUCCAAGGAACGUAUCGUUGAGGCUGCUAUUGGAAAUGCUCAGCUACUCGAUUUCCUAAACAAGAAAGACGAGCCCACCGCGAAGGAAGACGAAAACAUACUAUCUUCACAUACUAGGCUGCAAGAAGCUCUCCGUCAUCACCAAAGCCAAGGUCACUCUACUGCCAUUAUUGCCGUUCGUCGUUCGUCGUUCUACGAGGCUGCCGGAAUCUUCGCUCUCUCUGAUCCCAUUCGUCCAGAAGCACCCAAAGUCAUUGCAGCCUUGCGCAACUUGGGCCUCUCCGUUCACCUCUGUACUGGAGACAACGAUGUUACAGCCCAUGCUAUCGCCGCACAACUUGAUAUCCCCGUCGAGAAUGUGCGUGCCGGGGUGCUACCGCAGGGCAAAUCCGAAUACAUCAACCAACUUCAACAUCCUGCAGGAGGCCGUAGAAGGCUGGUAGCCUUUACUGGAGAUGGUCUCAACGAUACCCCUGCUCUGACGGCUGCAGAUGUCUCCAUUUCGAUGUCAUCAGGCAGUGACAUCGCAAUGAACGCAUCAUCCUUCAUCCUUGUCAACUCACACCUUGAAGCCAUCUAUGACCUGUUAACGGUUUCCAGGCGUGUAUUCUUCAGGGUUAAGUUGAACUUUUUCUGGGCUGCUAUUUACAAUAUCACGUUGAUUCCGGUGGCGGCUGGCGUACUAUACAUGAUUGGAGCGUCGGACACCCACCCUGGAUGGCGCAUGAGUCCAGUAUGGGCUUCGGUGGCGAUGGCAGGUAGUAGCGUCAGCGUAAUCCUCAGCAGUCUGGCGCUCAAGCUUCCGGAACUUCGAUGGCCGUCUAGAAAAAAGAGCUAG
Alternaria arborescens is the source of this 3486-nucleotide messenger RNA. RefSeq names its product Copper-exporting P-type ATPase A. Gene Ontology annotation, biological process: copper ion homeostasis; monoatomic cation transport. Bases 1 to 3486 code for a protein of 1161 amino acids. The record is from RefSeq and is a predicted model, not a curated record. Gene Ontology annotation, cellular component: membrane. Gene Ontology annotation, molecular function: P-type divalent copper transporter activity; ATP binding; copper ion binding. NCBI's taxonomy places the organism in Eukaryota, Fungi, Ascomycota, Dothideomycetes, Pleosporales, Pleosporaceae. The transcript has a single exon.